GCUCUGAGUGUGAGUAAAAGAAACAAUGGCGUCGACGAACCUUCUCCGAAGUGGAGCUUCCAUCUUCAAUCGCCUUUCUAAAUCGCUUCUCCAAUCCAAUAACUCUAACCUCCUUCCUUCGCUCCGUAGGCUCCCCAUUCCCGAAAACGACGCCGAAUCCCCCAACAAACUCGUUGCCUCUCAGUGCCAAUGGUUCCUCUACCCUUGUGGCUUACCCUCGCUACCGUUCUUCUUACCUGACGGGGAUGUUUCUUCAUCAGAUGAUUCAAUGCUCUUAUUCCCCAAAAGGACAUUCCAACCUAGCCUUAUCCGACGAAAGAGGAACCAUGGUUUUUUCGCACGGAAGGCAACCAGAGGUGGCAGAAAAGUAAUUGCUCGAAGAAUAGCCAAGGGUCGAUCAAGGAUUACAGCUUAGUAUCAUUGACAUUGGAGCUAAAGAUUCAAUUUAGUAACUUAGUGCUCUUCAUGUUAAGUCCCAGUAAUACAGGGUGAACUUGAACAUUGUUACCUUUAAGAGCUCCUUUUUUUUGGAGGGGGUGGGGGUGGAGUUGUUCUGAGUACAGUCUACAAUGAUUAAUUUUUCAGACAACUAUCGUGUAUGGAUAUGUUAACAUUCUGUUUUUUUGUCUGUUUGAAAUUGUCGUCAAUAGUUGCAAUAAUUUGUAAUUGUGGUAUUAGUUUUAUGUCGAGUACCGCAGAAUAAUGUAAUUUACCUUGUG
Molecule: messenger RNA, 719 nt
Organism: Abrus precatorius (Indian licorice)
Lineage: Eukaryota; Viridiplantae; Streptophyta; Magnoliopsida; Fabales; Fabaceae
Exons: 3
Coding region: 26-415 (129 amino acids)
Biological process (GO): translation
Cellular component (GO): ribosome; mitochondrial large ribosomal subunit
Molecular function (GO): structural constituent of ribosome
Source: RefSeq, a predicted model, not a curated record